Messenger RNA from Micromonas pusilla CCMP1545, 453 nucleotides. RefSeq lists its product as uncharacterized. The transcript has a single exon. Gene Ontology annotation, molecular function: ubiquitin-protein transferase activity. Gene Ontology annotation, biological process: protein polyubiquitination. Bases 1 to 453 code for a protein of 150 amino acids. Lineage: Eukaryota; Viridiplantae; Chlorophyta; Mamiellophyceae; Mamiellales; Mamiellaceae. The record is from RefSeq and is a predicted model, not a curated record.
AUGGGCGGCACCGCGAAGAUCGACGUGGACGAAUGGCGCGCGAACACGAUUUACGAGGGCGGCUACGACGCGGAUUCGCCGCAAGUUCGCUGGCUCUGGCGGCUCGUCGGUAAGUUCACCCCGGAGGAGCGGACGCUGUUGCUAAAGUUCGUCACCGGGUCGUCGAGGAUGCCCGCGGGCGGGUUCGCGCAGCUGCAAGGGAUGAACGGCGUGCGUCUGUUCGAGGUCAUGCGCGUGGCCGCGGGGUGGACCGAGGGCGGCGGCGGCGGCGGCGGCGGCGGCGGCGGCGGCGGCGGCGGCGGCGGCGGCGGCGGCGGCGGGUCGUACGCGUUGCCGACGGCGUCCACGUGUUUUAACACGCUGCGAUUGCCCGCGUACCCGAGCUACGACGUGCUCGAGCAGCAGGUCACGACCGCGCUGCGGCACGGCGUCGAGGGGUUCGCGUUCGAUUGA